Saccostrea cuccullata (small rock oyster) is the source of this 761-nucleotide messenger RNA. RefSeq lists its product as uncharacterized. The record is from RefSeq and is a predicted model, not a curated record. The coding region runs from base 24 to 761 and encodes 245 amino acids. Lineage: Eukaryota; Metazoa; Mollusca; Bivalvia; Ostreida; Ostreidae. The transcript has 3 exons.
AUCUUUGAAACGUAUUCUCUAAAAUGGCGUCCGUUCUAAUCUUUCCAUUUUUUGUCAUCUUUGUAACCGGAAGUGUAUACCCUGGUUUAUGCUCCAAGCGUCUUUUGAUUGACAGUUCCUCCAUCUGCACGUGCACCCAGUUACAAGAUGAGGUCCAGCAACUCAAAUCUGCCGUGACAUUACUGCAACAGGAAAACAAAGCUUCAAAGAAUCACAUAGGCGGUGGUUCCACAUAUGUAAGAUGGGGGAAACCAAACUGUCCUGCGGUAAAUGGUACCAUUCUUGUUUACACAGGUCUUACAGGUGGGUCUCAUUAUGCAACACACGGAGGCGGUGUCAAUCCAGUUUGUCUGCCACACGAUCCGUCGUUCUUAUAUAGUAAUCAGGUGACUGAAGAUGGUAAUGCUUAUGCAACGAUGUAUGGUGCGGAAUAUCAGUUCAACUAUAGGAAAGUUGCGAUUGAUGAUGACGUGCCAUGUGCCGUCUGCUAUGUUCCCGCCACUGUGUUGAUGGUACCCGCCAAAAAUACUUGUCCCCCAGGUUGGAAAAUUCAGUACAGCGGUAUCCUUACAACAGACAGCGAUGAGUUUAGUCCGUCCGAAUACGUUUGUUUGGACGACGAUCCUGUAUACAUGGAGGGAACCAGAAUGGAUAAUUUUGACGGGAAAUUGUUUUAUCCUGUCCAUGCCCGUUGUGGAUCAUUACCUUGUCCUCCAUAUAGAGCCAAUACUAUAUUACGUUGUUGCGUUUGCUCAAAAUAA